AUGGCAACGUACCAGAUUCCAGCACCAGAACCAAUGAAUUGCAAUGGCGAUGUCGCAAACAACUGGAAGAGUUUUCAUGAAGCAUAUGAAGAUUAUUUAAUAGCAACAGGCUUAGAUCAGAAAGACAAGAAAGUUCAAGUGGCCACGUUGAAAAGUCUAAUGGGAACUGAGUGCAAGAAAAUACUUAAAAGACUUCAAUUAUCAGAGGCCGAUAUGAAAGAUCCAGCUAUUAUUCUUGCAAAGCUGCAAGACCGUACCAGUACGAAAUAUUCUGUAUGAGAGAUAUAUUUUCCAUAACACUGAACAGCAAGUACAUGAAACUAUUGACCAGUUUCUUAUAAAGCUCAGGCAAUUAGCUGAGCCAUGUAACUUUGGAACACUAGAAGAUGAGAUGGUGAGAGACCGUCUGGUUCUUGGCUGUCGGGACAGUGCGGCCAGGACCAGGCUUUUCCGCGAGAAAGAUUGCACUCUCAAGAAAGCUAUAGAGUCCCUUCGUAUAAGUGAGACCACAAGUGAACAAUUGAAGAAAAUAGAGAGAGAAGACAAUCAAGAGCCUGUCAAUUAUGCUCAGAGACAAGAUGCAAAGAAACAGAAUGUUUCAAAAUCAGUAGAUCGACAAAGAAAAGAGAGCGGGAACCAACUUAAACAAGGUGGCAAAUGCAAGUAUUGUGGUGGAGCUCAUGAACGGGACAAACAUAAGUGUCCAGCCUUUGGCAAGUCGUGCCGAAAGUGUGGAAAGGCAAAUCAUUUCCAAUCAGUUUGCAUGCAGAAGCAAGGAGUUAACCUUAUGAAUGAAGAAUCAUCAGAUGACGAGUAUGCCUUUUAUGUCGAAACUGUUGACGCAAUAAGACAUGUAGAAAGAAAGCGUUAUUUUGUAUCCCUUUCUUUUUGGGAUAAGGACGGUGGUGAAAGUCAAAUCCAAUGCCAGCUUGACACAGGAGCCACCUGUAAUGUCAUGUCCUUCAAUACCUUAUGUGAAAUCAAGCAGAGUGGAAGCCCAACCAUGCAGCCAACUAACACCAAAUUAAAAUUAUACAAUGGGAGUUGUGUACCAGCCCUCGGAGAGUGUGACCUCAAUUGCAUCUACAAUGGAGAAAGUCGCAGGCUUAACUUCAAGAUUAUCAAGGGCGAGCAGAAGCCAUUGCUGUCUGGAGAGACAUGUACAAGCAUGGGACUUAUCACUGUGCAUAUAGCUAAUAGCAUAAAUACCUCUCCGAUAACAGCUCCAUCAGAUAUUUUCAUGGAAUAUAAAGAUGUGUUUGAGGGACUUGGCUGCUUGCCUGGUGAGUACCACCUAGAGAUAGAUCCUGAUGCUCAACCU
Molecule: messenger RNA, 1321 nt
Organism: Paramuricea clavata
Lineage: Eukaryota; Metazoa; Cnidaria; Anthozoa; Malacalcyonacea; Plexauridae
Source: the annotation of a GenBank genome assembly